CCCCACGGCGUCGCUAUGGCCUCGCUCGGCCCCCACGGCGUCCUGGGGGCCCCCCCGCCCCGCGGGAGCCUCCCCGCGGGGCGGGGGCCGCUGCCCCCCCCGUACGCCGUGGUCCUCAUCUCCUGCUCGGGGUUGGUGGCCUUCGUCCUCCUCCUCCUCACCUGUCUGUGCUGCAAACGCGGCGACGUCGGCUUCAAGGAGUUCGAGAACCCCGAAGGGGAGGAGGAUUCGGGGGAGUUCACCCCCCCCGCCGAGGAGACCUCGUCCUCCCCGUCCCUGCCCGACGUCUACGUCCUUCCCCUCGGGGAGGUGGGGGGGCCCGGACCCCCGCCCCCCCCCGCCGACCCCCCGAAGCCGCCGUCCUUGAGCCGCCAACACCUGAGCUACAUCCAAGAGAUCGGAACCGGAUGGUUUGGGAAGGUGAUUUUGGGGGAGCUGAGGGGGGACCCCAGCCCCGCGCAGGUGGUGGUGAAGGAGCUGCGAGCGGGCGCCGGAGCCCCCGAACAGCGGCGCUUCCUCGCCGAGGCUCAGCCCUACCGCCUCCGGCACCCCCACGUGCUGCAGUGUUUGGGGCUCUGUGGGGAGCGCGGCCCAACGCUGCUCAUCAUGGAGUACUGCCAGCUGGGGGACCUGAAGCGGUACCUGCGGGCGCAGCGCGGGGGGGACACUGCGGCGCUGCCCCCCCGCGACGCCGCCACUCUGACGCGGUUGGCGCUGGAGGUCACCCAGGGGCUGCGGCACCUGCACCGCCACGGCUUCGUCCACGGUGACCUGGCGCUGCGGAACUGCCUGUUGACCUCCGAGCUGACGGUGCGCCUCGGGGACUACGGGCUGGCGCACAGCAACUACCGGGAGGACUACUACGUCACCCCCGAGCGGGCGUGGGUGCCCCUGCGCUGGGUGGCCCCCGAGCUGCUGGCCGAGAGCCGCGGGACACUGGUGGUGGCCGAGCAGAGCAAGGAGAGCAACGUCUGGGCGCUGGGGGUGACGCUGUGGGAGCUCUUCGAGUUGGGUCUCCAGCCCUACGCCGACCUCUCCGAUCAGGAGCUGCUGCGGCUGCUGCUGCGCGGGCGCCCUCUGCCCCUGCGCCGGCCCCGCCUGCGCCUGCCCCACGCCGACGCCUGGUCGGAGCUGCUGCAGUCGUGCCGCCUCCCCGCCGCGCAGCGCCCGUCCCUCGAGGAGCUCCACCGCCGCCUCAGUGUCCUCCUGGCGGCACCCCCGGGAGCCCCUGUGGCACCGCCGCCGCCGCCGCCGCCGCACCCGCCCUCGGCCUUCCCCCUCCUCGAGGCCUUCCCGUGUCCCCACGACCCCGAGGACGUCCUCACGGUCACCCAGAGCAGCCGCGGCCGUUUGGCCUUCGAGUGCCUGUGGGAGCGCGGCGCUCGCGGCGCGGCGGCGGCUCCGCGGCGGCUCCCGGUGCCGCCCGGCGUGGUGCCGGUCUUGGGCGCCCGGAGCCCCUCUGGCGGCAGCGAAUACUUCAUCCGUUUGGAAGAACACGAGGUCGGCGUCGGCGCCGCCGCGGCACCGCCGCUCAUCCCCAACCGCCGCGGCGCGGCCUCCGCCGACCCCUUCCGAGGGCUCCGAGAGGCGGCGGCGGCGCCGGGAGAUGGCGGCAGCUCGGCCGGGAGCACGGCCGGCAGUGCCGGGAGCAGCCCGCGCCACCGCCGCCGCCUCGUCUGUCCCCUGUGCCGCGGCGACGAGGACGGCGACGUCACCUGCACGUGCGCCGUGGCCACCGCCGACGCCGUCAGAGGGUGGAGGGAGAGGGGAGUCCCCCUGCGGCCGCGCCGCGACAGCGCCGGAGACGACUCCUCCCUACGCGCCGAGAGGGGAUCGCUGGGAGAGGGCACCGAGGGCGCCGACGGCGCUGGGGAGGAGCGCGACGGCAGCGACGCCAUAGAGGGCAUCAACGACGCCAUGGAGGGCAUCAACGACACCGUGGAGGGCAUCAACAAGACUAUGGUGGCCAACAACGAGGUCAUGGUGGCCAACAAGGCCAUGGUGGCCAACAACAAGGUCAUGGUGGCCAACAAUGAGGUCAUGGUGGCCAACAAGGUCAUGGUGGCCAACGACAAGGCCAUGGACAGCAUCAACGUGACUAUGGUGGCCACCAACGAGGCUAUAGUGGCCACCAAUGAGGCCAUGGUGGCCAACGAGGCCAUGGUGGGCACCAACAGGACUGUGGUGGCCACCAACGAGGCCAUGGUGGCCACCAACGAGGCCAUGAUGGCCAACAAGGCCGUGGUGGCCAACAGUGAGGCCCCGGAGGGCAUCAACGGCACUUGGGGGGCAGAGGGGCGUCGGGCAGCGGUGGGGCGAGAGGAGGGGACGGCGUGGGGAGAAGAGAGGGCGGUGGUGGCCCCGUGGGGCCACGAGAGGCCAUCGAUGACCCGAGAGAGGGCAUCGACGAGGGAGCGGCCAUUGCUGAGCAGCGAGGUGACAGCUGGGGUGGCCUCCUUGGAGCUGGAGGUGGUUCCAUGGGGACACGAGAGGCCAUCAGUGACCCACGAGAGGCCAUCGGUGACCCACGAGAGGCCACCAGUGAUGAGAACGGUGGCACGUGGGCCGCAGGUGACGGCCUCCUUGGAACUGGGGGUGGCUCCGUGGGGACAGGAGAGGCCACCGUUGACCCAGGAGAGGUCAUCGAGAAGAGAAAGGCCAUCGUCGACGCGAGAGGCGUCCCCUGCGUCCCCUUUGGCAUCAGAGGUGGCUUCGUGGGGACAGGAGAGGCCACCGUUGACCCAAGGGCCGUCCCCUUUGGCCCUGGAGAUGGCCCCGUGGAGACAGGAAAGGUCAUCGUGGAGCACAGAGGUGGCACCUGCGCCACAAGGGACGUCCCGAGGGACACCGGAAACGGCGCCCGGAGCUCCGGGGAUGUCCCCGUCGGAGCUGGAAGUGCCUCCGUGGGGACAAAGGAGGUCAUCCACAGGACAGAGAGUGGCCGUGACCGGAGAGGAGACACCGCGGGGACACGGGGCGUCCCCUUUGGCAUCAGAGGUGGCUUCGUGGGGCCAAGAGAGGCCAUCGUUGACCCAAGGGACACGAGGGACGUCCCCUUCGGCAUCAGAGGUGGCUUCGUGGGGCCAAGAGAGGCCAUCGUUGACCCAAGGGACACGAGGGACGUGUCCUUCGGCAUCAGAGGUGGCUUCGUGGGGCCAAGAGAGGCCAUCGUUGACCCAAGAGAGGCCAUCAUUGACCCAAGGGACACGAGGGACGUCCCCUUCGGCAUCAGAGGUGGCUUCGUGGGGCCAAGAGAGGCCAUCGUUGACCCAAGGGAGGUCAUGGUUGACCCAAGAGAGGCCCCCGUUGACCCAAGGGACACGAGGGACGUCCCCUUUGGCCCUGGAGAUGGCCUCGUGGGGCCAAGAGAGGCCACCCUUGACCAGAGAGGUGGCACCUGGGGGACAAGGGACGUCCCCGCUGGAACUGGAGAUGGCCCUGUGGGGACAGGAGAGGCCACUGUUGACCCAAGAGAGGUCUUCAAGGAGAGAGGUGGCACCCGGGGCUCAAGGGACGUCCCCUUUGGCAUCAGAGGUGGCCUCGUGGGGACAAGAGAGGCCACCGUUGACCCAAGGAAUGUCCCCUUUGGCAUCAGAGGUGGCCUCGUGGGGACAAGAGAGGUCAUCGUUGACCCAAGAGAGGUCAUUGUUGACCCGAGGGAUGUCCCCUUUGGCCCUGGAGAUGGACUCGUGGGGACAAGAGAGGCCACCGCUGACCAGCGAGGUGGCACCGGGGGGUCAAAGGUCCCCUUUAGAACUGGAGGUGACCUUGUGGGGCCAAGAGAGGCCACCGCUGACCCGAGGGACGUCCCCUUUGGCGUCAGAGGUGGCCUCGUGGGGACAAGAGAGGCCAUCGUUGACCAGAGGGGGACACGGGACGUCCCCUUUGGAACUGGAGGCGGCUUUAUGGGGACAAGAAAGGCCACUGCUGACAGAGGUGGCACCGGGGGGACACGGGACGUCCCCUUCGGCAUCAGAGGUGGCUUCGCGGGGACAACAGAGGCCAUCGUUGACCCAAGAGAGGCCACCGUUGACCCAAGGGACACGAGAAAUGUCCCCUUUGGCAUCAGAGGUGGCUUCGUGGGGCCACGAGAGGCCAUUGUCAACCCAAGAGAGGCCAUCGUUGACCCAAGAGACACGAGGGACGUCCCCUUUGGCAUCAGAGGUGGCUUCGUGGGGCCAAGAGAGGCCAUCAUUGACCCAAGGGACACGAGGGACGUCCCCUUUGGCAUCAGAGGUGGCUUCGUGGGGCCACGAGAGGCCACCACUGAGCAGAGCGGUGGCACCUGGGGCGCAAGGGACGUCCCCUUUGGAACUGGAAGUGGCCUCGUGGGGCCAAGAGAGGCCACCCUUGACCCAAGGGACGUCCCCCUCGUCCCCAAAGACGCCCCCACUGAUGGCGGAGGUGUCCCCGUCCCCUUUGGGAGCAGAGGUGACCCCGCGGGGACACGAGAAGCCACCAGUGACACCAGGAACGUCCCCUUUGGCCCCAGAGAUGUCCCCGUGGGGACAGGGGACGUCCAGAUGGACCCCAGAGGUGUCUCCACGGGGUCAGGAGGUGCCACGAGGGACGUCCCCACCGGCGCCAGAGGUGACCCCGAGGCAAAACGCACCACCGGGGACAUCUCCUCAGGCACACGGGAGGUCCCCUUUGGCCCCAGGGGGACACGGGACAUCCCCGGUGGCCCCCGAGAGGUCACCUCCUCAACCAGAGACGUCCUCCAACCCCCCAGAGGUGUCACCUGGGGGACACGGGACGUCCCCGGUGACCCCCGAGAGGUCACCUCCUCAGCCAGAGAUGUCCUCCAACCCCCCCGAGGUGACACGUGGGGGACACGAGAUGUCCCCGGUGGCCCCCGAGAUGUCCCCAUGGACUCGAAAGACAUCACCAACCCAAGAAACGGCAUCUGGGGGACACGGGAGGUCCCCGGUGGCCCCCGAGAUGUCCCCUUGGCCACCGGAGAUGCCACCUACCCCCUCGUGGACAGACGAGAAGGCCUCUGGAGCACCAGGACCGUCCCCACGGACACGAGGGACGUCCCCGAGGGAGGAGGGACCGCAGGGACCAGGGGUUCCCUCCGUGGCCACCAACGUCACCCAGGAGGUGGCCCCGGGGGACGGGGGGCUCGGCGGCCACCUCCUGGGCACCCCUUUGUCACCCGGGGCCACCGGGAGGGGCCAAGAGGCGGCCCCAAAGGGGUCUCCAGGGGGACACCAAGAGGUGUCUCCAAGCGAGGACCAAGGGACGUCCCCAAAGGGGUCCUCAGAGAGGUCCCCAAAGGGGUCGUCAGAGAGGUCCCCCUCGGGGCCUUCCAAGCUGUCCCCAAAGGGGUCCCCGGAGCCGUCCCCAAAGGGUUCCCCGGAGCCGUCCCCAAAGGGGUCCCCGGAGCCGUCCCCAUUGGGGUCUUCCGAGACGUCUCCGUGGAGCUGCUCCUCGGGGCGCUGCCCGGGUGGGGACCCGAAACCGUGUCCCAAGAGGUCCCCAAAGGCGUCUCCAGAGAAGGGCCUCAAAGGGUCCCCAAAGAGGCGCUGCGGGAAGUCCCCAACGGGGUCCCCAAAGAGGCGCCAAGAGACGUCGCCAAGGAAAGGCCAAGAGGUGGCCUCAAGGGGUUCCCCGAGGAAACACCAAGAGGGGUCCCCAAAGGGGUCCCCGAGGAGGUUCCAAGAGAUGUCACCAAGGAAAUGUCUGGAGGCGUCACCGAGGAGGUGCCAAGAGAUGGCGUCAAGGGCUUCUCCGAGGAGAUGCCAAGAGAUGUCCCCAAGGAAGCACCAAGAGAUGUCCUCAAAGGGUUCUCCAAGGAGAUGCCAAGAGAUGUCCCCAAGGGCUUCUCCAAGGAAGUACCAAGAGAUGUCGCCAAGGAAACACCAAGAGAUGUCCUCAAAGGGCUCUCCAAGGAAGCACCAAGAGAUGUCCCCAAGGGCUUCUCCAAGGAAGCACCAAGAGAUAUCUUCAAAGGGUUCUCCAAGGAAGCACCAAGAGAUGUCCCCAAGGGCUUCUCCAAGGAGGCACCAAGAAACGCCCUCAAAGGGUUCGCCGCGGCGAUGCCAAGAGAUGUCCCCAAGGAAACACCACGAGACGUCCCCAAAGGGUUCUCCGAAGAGGCCUCCGGAGCCUUCGCCUCCGGAGAUGCCCCCGCGGUCCCCGGGAGGGUCCCCGUCGCGUGUCCCGGUGGUGCCGUCCCCAAAGGCGGUGGCGGUGGGUGGUGGCGCCGCCGCCGAGGGGGUCGCGGUGCUGGUGGUGGAGGAGCAGCUUCAGGUGACUCUGCGCGAGGACGUCACCCGAAAGCUCCUGGAGCCGCGGGGACAGCGCGAGGGGCCGCGGGGGGACGGAAACGCCGGCGCAGGCGGCACCGACGGCAUCGCGGCGCCCACCACGGCCACCCAGGGGGCAACCACGGCGCCCACCACGGCCACCGAGGCGGCAACCACGGCCACCACGGCCACCGAGGCGGCAACCACGGCCACCACGGCCACCGAGGGGGCAACCACGGCCACCACGGCGCCCACCACAGCCACCACGGCCACCACAGCGCUGCCCAGCAGUGCCGACAUCCGAGCGAAGGCCUCGCGGCUGUCGCUGCCGCUGCCGCCUCUGGCGCUUCGCCCCCCGCCGCCCCCCCGGGGCCGUUGGGAGGGGAACGAGGAGGAGGACGAGGAGGAGGACGAGGAGGGGGGGGGCGAGGCCGAGGCCGAAGACGACGAGGAAGAGGAGGAAGAGGAGGAGGAGGAGGAAGCGGCGGCGCCGAUCGUGGUGACGCGCUGGGACGGGCGGGAGCUGCGGGGGCUCCUGAAGGCGCCGCGAGGAGCGCCGGAAGUGGAAGUGGCGCUGGGCCGGAAGCGCAAGGCGGUGUCGUUCUUCGAUGACGUCACCGUUUACCUCUUUGAUCAGGAGACGCCGACCAAUGAGCUGAGCGCGCACAGCGGGGGCGGGGCCGGAGCCGAGGAUUUGGCGGGAAACGGGGGGGUGUUUGUGUGGGGUGAGGAUCUCGACGCCCCCCCCGGGUCCCGCUUCACCGUCUCCCCCGCACUGGAGCCCCCCCGGGCCCCCCCCGAGCCCCAGCGCCCCACAGCCCGUGAGUUGGGGGGCAGAUAA
Messenger RNA from Cuculus canorus (common cuckoo), 7092 nucleotides. RefSeq names its product serine/threonine-protein kinase LMTK3-like. NCBI's taxonomy places the organism in Eukaryota, Metazoa, Chordata, Aves, Cuculiformes, Cuculidae. Gene Ontology annotation, molecular function: protein kinase activity; ATP binding. The transcript is spliced from 15 exons. Gene Ontology annotation, biological process: protein phosphorylation. The record is from RefSeq and is a predicted model, not a curated record. The coding region runs from base 16 to 7092 and encodes 2358 amino acids.